AUUAUCAACAGCCGGAGAAGAGAAAGGAUCUAACUUUCUCUUGUUUUUUUCUCUUUAUCACCCUCUUUAAACUUCCUUUUUUGAUAUAGCGCCUUCAAGCCUCGCGUAGUAGCUGAAACCGAGGGCUUAUUUGUGAAAUUAAUUUGUAAGGGAGGUGUUUAUCGAAAUAAUAGCAGAGGCGGAACACGCCGAUGAUGGCCGGGCGGAAGCAGCACAGGGCGCACCGCCUGUUCGCGGCGCCGGCCUCCAUCUCCGACGGGGGAUACGACAUCGAAGAGUUCGAGGAGUCCGACGUCUGGGGGUGCGCCGUCGAGCCGCGCCGCGUCGCCGAGCUUCCCAAUCCGCGGGGCCAGGCGGGAGACGGCAAGCGUGGGGAUCGCCCUGGCGGAGGAAGGAGGGCGUCUUCUUCGUUGCCGGUGAACAUACCGGACUGGUCGAAGAUACUCGGGAGCCACUACGCCGGCGGAAACAGCGGCAGGAACAGGGGAUGGUGGGAGGAAGAAGGGGGCGGCGGCGGUUCGCCGGGGCCGGUGAUCCCCCCGCACGAGCUGGCGUGCCAAAGCCAGACAUCGCCGUUUUCGGUGCACGAGGGGGUCGGGCGAACCCUCAAAGGCCGCGAACUCAGCCGCGUCCGCAACGCCAUUUGGGAGAAGAUCGGCUUCCAGGACUGACAACGCCAUUCUCGCCACCACUUCCCCUGCCGGGAAAAAUGCAAGAAAAUCGAAUAAAAAUCACAUUUUUAGCUGCAUUUGGAGAAACUACAACUGCGAGGGAAUUUUUUGUUGUCACUCAAAAUCCCUUUUUUUUCCUACAUAUAUAUAUUUAUAUAUAUAUAUUGUUGUAUGGGAGAACUAAUACAUGGAUUACUCCUUAAAAAUCUUCUUUUGUUUGGAGAAAACAUCAUUUCUUACUAAUCAAACACUCGAUCUCUUCCUCAA
Molecule: messenger RNA, 938 nt
Organism: Zingiber officinale
Lineage: Eukaryota; Viridiplantae; Streptophyta; Magnoliopsida; Zingiberales; Zingiberaceae
Exons: 1
Coding region: 192-671 (159 amino acids)
Source: RefSeq, a predicted model, not a curated record